Molecule: messenger RNA, 1878 nt
Organism: Ornithorhynchus anatinus (platypus)
Lineage: Eukaryota; Metazoa; Chordata; Mammalia; Monotremata; Ornithorhynchidae
Gene: P4HTM
Product: prolyl 4-hydroxylase, transmembrane
Exons: 11
Coding region: 142-1812 (556 amino acids)
Biological process (GO): peptidyl-proline hydroxylation to 4-hydroxy-L-proline
Cellular component (GO): endoplasmic reticulum
Molecular function (GO): procollagen-proline 4-dioxygenase activity; iron ion binding; calcium ion binding
Source: RefSeq, a predicted model, not a curated record
GCCCGUUGCCAAGGGCGACCGAGGCCGGGGCCGGGCCUGGUGGCUCCGCAGAACCCGCAGCGCCGGAGCCCUGCGGCAGCGGCGCAUCCUUCCUCGUCGUCCUCGUCGUCGUCCUCCUUUUCCCCUCCCGGUGCAUGCGCGAUGGAAGGGGCUCCGCCGCCGGAGAGCCCGGACAAGGCCGCGGGGGCCCCGUGGGUACUGCUAGGCCCGCGGCCGAACGGGGAGGCCAAGCCUCGCCCCCCGCCGCCCCCGCCGGGGAAGCCCCGCGGCAUUUGCUCCCGCUCCUAUUUCCUGGUGCUGAUGGUCUUCGUGCACCUCUACCUGGGCAACGUGCUGGCGCUGCUGCUCUUCGUGCACUACAGUAACGGGGACUCCUCGGAGUCCGACGAAAGAAAAGCCGCCGCCGCCCCCGUCGCCGCCUCCGAUUCCGGGCCCCCGCCGGCAGCCCCCUCCCCCGCCCCCGCCCCGUACAUGACCUCCCUCCCCCGCCUCGAGGGCAUCAAGGUUGGCCACAAGCAGAAGGUGGAGCUAAUUCCUAACCAAGAGCACUCUGUGAAAACCCUCAGUCUGAAACCCCUACUCUUUGAAAUUCCCAAUUUCCUAAAUGCGGAGGAGUGUAAACUAAUUAUCCACCUGGCCCAGCUAAAGGGGCUGCAGAAGAGCCAGAUCCUACCAACUGAAGAAUAUGAAAACGCCAUAGAAAUGUUUGAAAUCAGCCAAUUGGAUAUAUUCAACCUGUUGGAUCAGAACCAAGAUGGGCAGCUGCAGCUCAAGGAGGUUUUGACACACACCCGCCUAGGGAACGGCAGAUGGAUGACCCCCGAGAACAUCCGGGAGAUGUACACUGCGGUCAAGGCCGAUCCUGAUGGCAACGGUGUUUUGAGUUUGGAAGAGUUUAAGCGAUUAAACCUCAGGGACUUCCACAAGUACAUGGGGAGUCAGAAGGUGAAGAUGAGCGACCUAGUGCGCAACAGCCAACACACAUGGCUCUACCAGGGAGAGGGGGCCCAUCAGGUCAUGAGGUCCAUCCAACAGAGAGUGCUCCGCCUCACCCGCCUGCCCCAAGAGAUCGUGGAGCAUAGCGAGCCUCUGCAGGUGGUGAGGUAUGACCAGGGAGGCCACUAUCAUGCCCACAUGGACAGUGGACCGGUGUUCCCUGAGACUGCCUGCAGCCACACCAAAUUUAUCACCAAUGAAACGGCACCCUUUGAGACCUCUUGUCGCUACGUGACGGUGCUGUUUUACCUGAACAACGUCACUGGGGGAGGAGAGACGACCUUCCCUGUGGCUGACAAUAGGACCUAUGAUGAGAUGUCCCUGAUCCAGAACGACAUCGAUCUCCGAGACACCCGGAAACACUGCGACAAGGGGAAUCUGCGAGUGAAGCCCAAGCAGGGCACGGCUGUCUUCUGGUACAAUUACCUGUCUGACGGGCAAGGUUGGGUGGGAGACCUGGAUGAGUAUUCACUGCACGGAGGUUGCCUGGUCACCCAAGGGACCAAAUGGAUCGCCAACAACUGGAUCAACGUGGAUCCUAGUAAAACGCGCCAGAUCCAGUUCCAGCGGGAGAUGGCUCGUUUCUCCAAAGAGACCGAGGCUUCACGCCUCAGGGAUCUCCAUGGCCAUCAAACCCGUGUGCUGCAGCUUCCAGGCCCAGAAUCGGCCCUGGGCACGGGUGCCGGCCUCUAUUCUGGAACCUGCCAGUGGAGAGGUUUUCUCCACCGAGGAUUUAGAGGGGAAGAGAGAGGGGAGGAGGCGGCAGCAAUAGUAAGCCUGAUGGAGCCACGAGAGAAGAGUCAGCUUCAGCUCUAAGGAGACCUUGCGGAGCAACCACCACUGUUGGGGAAGAAAUAAAUACGAUUGAAUGAAUUGAAUGAA